This is a messenger RNA of Trypanosoma cruzi, 1359 nucleotides long. RefSeq lists its product as uncharacterized. The record is from RefSeq and is a predicted model, not a curated record. The coding region runs from base 1 to 1359 and encodes 452 amino acids. Lineage: Eukaryota; Euglenozoa; Kinetoplastea; Trypanosomatida; Trypanosomatidae. The transcript has a single exon.
AUGAGUGAGAAGGCGGAACCACAAGGGUCCGAUUCCACGGGCUCUGGAAUGAGGACAGCCACCGCUUUGGAAGGCCUCUCCUUUGUGGACGAAAACAAAAUGCAUCACGACUUUCGUCGACUGAAGGGCAAUCAGAUGUACUUUGUUGAUCACUGCACCUUCUAUGAAAAGAAUGGGGCACGAGGUGAAAAACGCAUUUUUGCUCUCACUCCCACGGCGUUCUUUGUGCUUGAUUUUGCCGGUACAAUGGAGCGGGCCAGCCCCUAUGAGCUCAUUACAGCCAUGUACCAGAAGAAAACGAAGGACAAGAAGAUUUUAUCGUUAAAUUCAGCCGAAUAUCAUCUUUUGCUGAAGAUUCCGACCGAAAUUGACUGCCACAUCAGCUUUGUUAACGCCAACUCCUUCCAGAAUUGUACCCACGUGCUUGCCACGUUGUUACAGGCGCGGCGUGGGGCACCCUUCAGUGUGAAGGAAAUUCCAUCCGAUAAGGAGAUUGAGUUCUUUUGCAACGAAGUACGUCGGGAAGGGUAUUACACCCCGCGUGAGGUGGCGGAAAUUAACCGCCAGCGCUUCCAUUUUGAUGCCUUUAUUUGCUCAGCUCGGUCGCAUAUUAUGGAGUUGCUUUCGCGGUUGGAGGCGACAAAGGCUCAAAUUACCACCCACGAGAAUGAAGUUGAGGAUCUCAAGAAGCAAGGCAUCGAUGAGAAGUCCAUUCGACAGCGCAAGGUGAAGUUGGAGGAGAAGCAAGUGCGGCUGCAUAAGCAGAUGUCUCAAAAGCACGAUGAGUGCGAGCGGGUCCUUGACACCGUCAAGGAAUUGCAGGAGAAGUUGACAGCCCUCAGUGGCAACAAGGAGGCGCUGGUGGAGAAGGGCGUGGCGGAGAUGAAGGCAAAGCUGAACAAGAAACAAGAGGGCACCGUGGCACUUCGUCGCAGUGCCCAGCAGAAGGAAAAGCAUGCAGUAGUAGAAAGCGUCGCUGCAUACAAGAAGGAACUGCAUGCCGCAUGGGCAAGUGUCACGGAUGAGAAGAGAAGGAGUAUUGUCUCACAGAUUGAAGCAUCUUUUGUGGAGUUGGAGCGGGAGUUAGAGGCUCUGUACCGCCUAGAGAAGUUCCUUGCCACGAUCAAUGGGAAAUUGCAGGUGCAGAAUGAUCUGAUCAGCGCACAGAACCUUGAGAAGGAAAAGUUCAUCAAUGAGCGUGAAAAGAGGGUGGUACUUUCACGGAACGCCGCUUCUGCGGGGCAGGGAGGAAAUAUUCUUGACGACCCCUUGAUUAACCUUUCUGCACCCCCUGCAGGUGCUGCUAUUGCUGUUGAUGAUCUGUUGGAAAAUGUCACAGCCGAUGAGGAUCUUUUGUGA